AUCAUUGAGCAGAAAAAUACUCAACCCAACUUUUUGAAAUGGGGAUGUCAUGGAAGUUUUGUUUGAUCGGCUUAAUAACACUGGUGAUUUCAAGCUGUUUAGUAGAUGCUUUUACAAAAUUAACCAACAUCGACUGCAAAGCGUUCGACAAACCUUUCGCCGAUUUCAAGAGCUGUCGCCUGCAUGUGCCGAAACGGGGAGAGAUCGCAUUAUCCUUGCAUGUCCGGCUCUUCCAGAUACCAGUUAAUAAUGUCAGUGUAAACCUUGCAUUUUUCAAGAAAGUCAGUGGUUACCGCCCCUUUUUAUACAAUGUUAGCGUCGAUUUUUGUAGUUUUAUGGCGAACAAGAAACGUUUUCCUUUUCCAAAUAUUUUCUAUAGCCUUUUUAAGAAGGACUCUAACAUUAACCACACCUGCCCCUACAACCAUGAUAUAAUUGUUAAAAAUCUGGUUUUGCGUGACGAAAUGUUCGGACGAUUGCCGGUGCCAGCGGGAGAGUAUUUGUUCAAAUUAAUGGUGGGCGCCUACAACGAAUGGAAAGCUGAAGUGAAGGCUUACUUCACAAUAAAACUCAAUAAAGAGGAGCGUUAAAGCGACGUCCACUUAAUUCCGAUAUGAUAAAAUAUAUAAAUUGUCAUGUGAUGAAGUAGUAAAUGAAGAAUGAUGGCUGAUCCAGAGGUAACAGAGGGCUGCAUAUAAAUAUAACUCCUAUAAUUCGAACCAAUAAAUUUCUAAAACGCCUUCUGGCCGAUAAAAAUUUGCUCAGGCGUUUAAUUACUAUUUCCACUUGUUCUGUGGGAUAUCUGAAAGUGUGAGUUAACAGGGUUAAGCAUUCCUCAACCGGCUCUGAACGCACGAUUUGUGAGAUCAAGGCUAGUAUCGCCGCCCUGUUUUAGAGUGGUGAAUCUACAGCUACCUUUAUGGCCGCAACCUCGGCUUGAAAACAUUGCAAUAGUCAAGAAAUUUAAAGUUAAUGACAAUUUAUUCCUCCAUCAAACUUUCCCUCAAGCUUUGACUCACUCGUAAAGAAGCUUACUGCCCCUCUUCACCAACGGUAUCUACCACCCACAACUCCCUCGCAGGUAUGUGAAUGAAAAUAAAGCCACCAGAGUUCGGCUUGGCGACUCCUGAUCCAAAAGAUCUGGUAUAUGUCUAGAUUCCUUGAUUCGCGGGCGUACUCCUUCUACCCAUAUACCAUAUAUGGGCAAUAUUGCAAAAUGGCAUUGAGUGUCUUGGUUGAAGUGAAUCUUUGAACAUCACACAUGCUGAUGGUCUUUUCUAGUGUCAGCCACCACACAAAGGCCCAAUAGAACAUAAUGGGCUUGACUAUGGUA
Molecule: messenger RNA, 1333 nt
Organism: Bactrocera dorsalis (oriental fruit fly)
Lineage: Eukaryota; Metazoa; Arthropoda; Insecta; Diptera; Tephritidae
Exons: 3
Coding region: 39-590 (183 amino acids)
Source: RefSeq, a predicted model, not a curated record